Molecule: messenger RNA, 4947 nt
Organism: Mercenaria mercenaria
Lineage: Eukaryota; Metazoa; Mollusca; Bivalvia; Venerida; Veneridae
Exons: 5
Coding region: 252-3185 (977 amino acids)
Biological process (GO): positive regulation of DNA-templated transcription
Cellular component (GO): chromatin; nucleoplasm
Molecular function (GO): zinc ion binding; ubiquitin-protein transferase activity
Source: RefSeq, a predicted model, not a curated record
AUGCCUAUAAUGUCGAAAGUUACCGGUGGCGACUAUAAAUAAGCUUAUAUACACACAAACAUGGUAAAUCAUUGAUCGAAACUAGUGGUUUUAAACGUUAUAAGCCCGGCAUACCCUCCUGAAAACAUGAAAAUGGGUGGCACAUUCAAACAUAGAUCUAUAAAAUCAGCUAUUAAAGCAUUUUAUCUGAUACGUGAGGCAUAUAUGCCACUCCUGAUAUUAUUCAGUAAUUGUAAACAUUGACAGAACGAAUGGCCGAAUUUGCGGAUCUAUCGGGGUCUGUUCAAGGCGGGUCUGAUGCCGAUUUUGAGAAAUCUUGCCACCCAUGUUCUGGCCCUUGUUUUGACGUUGGACGCAGAAUGGAAGCGACAAAAUAUUGCCCACAGUGCAAGGAAUAUCUAUGCACUGCAUGUACGCGAUGCCACACACGUUUCACAGCAACAAGAGAACACCAACUUACAGACCCAGUGAAACAUAAUGGUUCGGGAAAAGGGAAAAGGGCAAAGGCUAUUCUAAAUCCCAGCUGCAGUUUGCACUCAGACAGAGAAAUUGAGAUGUUCUGUGGCUCGCAAGAUAUGGUGUACUGUGCUUUAUGUAUCGCUAAAGAUCACAGAUUAUGUAAUAACGUGAGCGAGAUAGCAGAAGCCGCCAAAUGUAGAACAUUAGCUCAUACAUCUAUCGGAGACAAGAUUAGCUAUCUGCGAGACGAGCUGGUGGUUGCUAAGGAAGAGAAAAUAGGGAACAUACAAACCUUCGGGACGGAAAAGAACGAGCAUCUGAUGAAAGUUAAACGAACAAGCAGGAAGAUUAUUUCUCAUAUUGAGAGGCUUAGGGAUGAAGCGUCCACCUCCAUUGAACGUAAAUACGAGAAAAUAGAGCAAGAACUUCAAGCCGACACCAUGACUAUCACUGAAGCAAUAGAAAAAUUAGAUAAGUCUAGAGAGCAGAUUAGUUCUUUGGAAAACCUAAAUCAGACACAACGGUUUGUGCAGGAGAAGAUACAAAAGCAACUGUUAGCAGGUAUUGAAAAGCUAAGUAUCAGCACAAAACAAAAGAAAGCUAGAGCGAUACAGUACACGGCAAAUGAGGGGCUAAUCGAACAAAUCAUAGCGGCAACCUUCCUGGUAAAAAUUGAGGAAAGGAGACAAACAGAAGAAAGAAGCCUGAACAAAGAACCGUUAAAGAUUAAAUCAAAAAAAGAAGUAAAUAUAAAGAAAAAGGAUGAUAAAGAUACCUGUUGGAUCAUCGGAAUAUGUCAGCUUCCCGAUGGCACUAUUAUAUUGGCUGACGAGAAAAACAGGACUAUUAAAAGGCUUGAUAAUGAUUACAAGGUGAAAGAUCACUGUGAUCUAGGCAGUGGGCCUCUUGGUAUUUGCUGUUCUGGUGAAUUAGAAGUAGCUGUUAAAGUCGGCGGGAGUAAGGAUGGAAAAAUACAAUUUGUACAUUAUGCAGUUGGGAAGAUAGCAGUGGACAAUAUGGCAGAAGAAGGUGGUUGCAAUGUUUCCGUGCGGGGUUCUGAUGCAGAAUUUGAGUAUGCGUGUACACCGUGCACAGAAGACGGUAGCAAUCAAGAAGCAGUGAAAUACUGCCCGGAAUGUAAGGAAUAUCUUUGUGCAGCAUGUACAAAAUAUCAUAAAAAGUUUUCCGCAACGAAGAAGCACAACCUGCUUGAAAAAGACUUACAGAAGCACGAACAUACUUUUGAAACCAGUGUGGGAGUAGUGAAGAAAAGAGACAAAUGUGCAGCUCAUGCGGAACGAGAUAUUGAGAUGUACUGCGGUUCACAUGAUAUGGUAUAUUGUACUCUAUGCAUUGCUAAAGAUCACAGGUCAUGUACAGAUGUGUUUGAAAUUGAAGAGGCAGUCACCCGCUUUUCUGUACAGUCAGACGAGAUUAUGGUUGAAAAGGUUGAAAGUGUGUUGAAGCAAAUGAUUGAGAUGAAACAAAGCAAAGAUGAAAACAUCCAAACGGUCGAGAAGCAAAAUAAAGAAAUGCAGAUGAAAGUACAACAAACAAAAAAUAAGCUUAUUCAACACGUUGAAAAGCUUGCUGACGAAACAACAAAGACUGUAGACACUUUGCACACCAGUCUUAUACAAGAGUUAGCAAAUGAGCGGGAUACUGUAUAUAAAAGUAUUACAACGUUAGAAAACUGCAGACGACAACUGGAUUCCUCGGGGAACUUUGAUAAAAGCGAACAGUUUGUGAAACAAAAGCUACAUAAUGGUAUUUUGUCUGCUGCUGAAAACCUUUUUGAUGACACUUGUCAGUUUGAAUCAAAGAAAAUCACAUGCAAAGAGAAUGAUGUGUUAAUUGAUCAAAUUAUGAGUGCCACGUCCCUGAUACAAGUAGAAAGAAACGUAGUUCAGAAGCCAACCUUGAAUUUACCACCUAGUGUCAAGUCGGUGAGUACAGUGAGUGUAAAGGAAUCUUCGGAUACGGAAGUGUGUAACAUCGUGGGUAUAUGUCAGCUUUCAGACGGAACCAUUAUUCUGGCAGAUUGCGCUAACAGUAAAGUUAAGCGACUUGAUGAUCAGUACAGAGUCAGUGAUCACUGUGUCCUAGAGGCAGGUCCGACGGGAAUAUGUUGUACUGGCAUAAACGAGGUAGCUGUGAAGCUGGCGAAUAAUAAGGUACAGUUUGUGUCAGUUGGUGCUCAGAUGUUAAAAACUAGGGCAUUUGACAUUGAAGGCGGUAUAUAUAUUGGAUUCGUCAGGUUUGCUGAUACAUUAUGGAGUUAUAAUGGAAAUGGUGCAGAUAUUUACUGCAAAUCUGGCACGCUGUUGAAGACCCUGAAGAAUGAUUCGCCCGGGAAACAGUUAAUCAAAUCAACAUCAUCGACCCGUGUAUUCCCAGUCGCCAGUAAUAAAUCAUCCGUGUAUGUGUCAGACUUGGGUAGCAGAGUUCUUUGUCUCGACGCUAGCGAGAAUGUAGAUAUGAUGCUGACAGAAACAAAGCUCAAAGACAUAAAAGCAGCGUGCAUAUCCAAUUAUGAUGUUAUGUUUGCGGCUGGAUAUUCAUCGCAUAAUAUCAUGAUGUUUGGAAGUGACGGCAAAUCUCUGGGUGAAUUGAUAGCAUCUGACCAGGGAAUCGGGUAUCCUAAGUCAUUGUGUUACGAUAGAAAAAAACAUAAACUGGUUGUCGGUUGUGCGAACAAUAUUUCGGUGAUAGAUCUCAGUGUUUGACGUUCUGUUGAAAGGCUUAUGAAAGUAUAUUUAGGUAAUGUAUAAACACACCUGUUGACAGUCGGAAGUGGUAAAGUGAACAAUGUUGCUUGCCUCGAUGAAUGUGAGAAUAUGAAUCUGAAACAAAACAAAACGUGCAUUUCAAGUGAUUGAUUUGUGUUUGUUGCAGACGUUUUGUCUAACAACAUCACCUUGUUUGAAAGUGAUUGCAGUUAAUGUAUGACUGAACUGGUAGCUCAAAAGCGGGGAGUAAAGAAUCCCUAGUAGCUUAGUCCGCGUGACAAUACAUAAAAUGUACCAAGAAACAAUAACUGACUGUUAGCUGGUAUUGCGUAUAUAGAUUGACUUUUGAUAUUUGAUGUGCAUUUCAAGUGAUCGAUUUGUGUUUGUUGCAGACUUGUCCAGCAACACCCCCGUUUUUAAAAGUGAUUGCAGUUAGUGUCUAACUGAACUGGGAGUAAAGAUCCCUAAUAACUUAGUCUGCGUUACAAUACCAAGAAACAAUAACUGACUGUUAGCUGGUAUUGCAUGUAUAGAUUGACCUUUGAUAGUUGAUACCUUUAUUCCAGUGUUUAUGGUUGCUUUAGUUUAGUUAUAGUUAAAGUUGAACGUUUUAUUUUUCUUAUAAUAUUUUUUAUUUAGUAAGAUGACUUUGUACAUUUCCCUCCUAUUUAGUCAUGGUUUGCCAUGUAGUUUCCUUAGUGUCAACUGAUAAUCAUUUCUAGGUUAAGCACGAAGAAAAUCAUACUUAUACAUAGAGGAAAAUUUCUAGCAUAUUUCAAGUGGUUUUCACUAUAUAAAUGGAAUCACUUUGGACUUCGCAACAUACAAAUGGCUUGGGCAUGUCCUGACAAGUUGAUUAUAUCAAAGAGCUAUAAAAUAAACGUAUUUCAUAAAUCUUUGAUUCUAUGAUAGAAUUACAGAAGUGAUGACAGCCAUUCCAUAGCCAGACAACCCUGCAAAAUGUUAUUAUUAUUAAUCUAAUAUGAAAGUAUAUUUCGGACAUGCGUACGGAGCAAAGUGAAUGUUAUUAUAAUUAAUCUAACAUUAUAGUAUGUUUCGGACAUUCUAAUGUAGAAAAGUGAAUGAAAAUACAUUUUAUCGAAUCGAUCUGUUUUAAAACAAAAUGAUGCGAUAUCGGUCACAAAUAAUAUUAUCCUAUGCUGCAAGUAUUAAUUUUGCAGUCGCCAUCAAAAAGAAAAAAAUAUACUUGUUACAAAAUCAUAUGAAACAAUAUUUUCUAAAAUACAUUGUUGCGAGUUCAAGUGGCUGAUUAAAAUAUUUGCUAAGUGUAUCAUUAUUUUCACUUUUUACUUCUCAUUGUUUAAUUAUACUAAUUAUACUUUUUAUUUGUUACAAUAUGAAUUAUACUAGUAAUUGCCGUUCAUAUGUUCUGUUGUAUUCCUCAAAUAUAAGUAUAUUUCAUUUACAGUGGAAGUAAUUCCAGCAAGUUGUUUUAUUGCCUUUUGCUCAGACCCAGCCAUCCUGGAUGAAAAUGUGUUAUUUAAAACAGUUAAUAGCAAGUACAUAUCUUGUAGUUUAUUUAAGAAGUAGUUUAAUUAUUUCAUUUAGAGAUCUGUCAUUGAAUGAAGUCAGUGCUGUGCCCUCGUUAUAUAAUAAUACGCAUCCGAAUGACAAUGACUUUAUCCAAGAUUCUAACACGAUCCGAUUCAUUUUCCUAUUAAACAAAGAAGGCUGGAAACAGUGAAUUAUUAAACAACAAUUCACUGUUCUGACGUCACAACUAUUACGUCAUAGUGUC